Molecule: messenger RNA, 3439 nt
Organism: Tilletiopsis washingtonensis
Lineage: Eukaryota; Fungi; Basidiomycota; Exobasidiomycetes; Entylomatales
Exons: 4
Coding region: 263-3328 (1021 amino acids)
Source: RefSeq, a predicted model, not a curated record
CAACCAGGGCCUGCGCGGCAGGCCCAGCCGUCGUGCCGCCGGCGCAGCGUGGCGCGUGCUGGUCAGCAGAGGCCUGCUCGAGCUCGUCAAUGCCCACAUCAAGAAGAAGGACGCGGAGUCGACUGCCUCAGUGGACGUGGAGCUGUGCCUGCGCCUCACGCCCGCCGGCGAAGCAUGGCUGGCCGACGAGCGCCGCGGCGCAGACGAACGCGCCAACGAGCAGGUCGCCAAGCGCCUCGCUGCCGAGCUCGAGCGCCACCGCAUGCGCUCCAUUGCCGUCGAAGUGCCGUUUGAGCGCCAGAUGCUCGAGGUGAUCUGUGCUGCAGGCACGCGCGGCACGACGCUGCUGGAGCUCAAGAAGCACUUUGGCACAGACUCGCCGGCGAAGCAGCGUUCACUUGCUGCGCUGCUGCUGCAGAUGCAGGUGUCGGGCCGCGCGUCGGCGUACGACGACACGACGCUCAUCGCCGCCACGGACCAGGGCAGCGGGCGGACCAAGGAGCUGCGCUACUGGUCGCGUCCGGCGCAUCUUGCGCUGAUGCGGUCGAAUGCGCUCUUCGAUGAUGAGACGCAGGCGAAGUUCGUCGAGCCACAGGCGCUGCAUGACUUCACGAAUGCCACGCCGGUGCAGGAGUGGACGGACGUCGAGGAACGCAUCGCAGCCGUUCGCGUCAUACAGCGCGCCAACCUCGGCAGCGUAGCCCAGCACCGCCCGGCCUCGGAGAAGAAGUCGAAGAAGGCGCGCGUCAACCCCAUCGACCCAGUCACUGGCGUCGCGAAGCGUGGCCGGCCGCGCAAGACGCCCGCGGAGAAGGCGUCGACGUCGCGCGGCAGCGCGGAGAAGCAGGCCAAGAAGGACGCCACGGCCGCGGCCAAGGCGGCAAAGAAGGAGCCCAAGAAGCUAGGACGCCCAAAGAAGGUGCCGGACCCGAACGUGCCGCCGCCGGAGCCGAAGAAGAAAGGCAGGCCGCGCAAGCCGGACUCGGAGCUGUCGAAGGCCGCACUGGCGAGACGCAAGCGGCAGGAGAAGGCGGAUGCUGCCGCUGCUGCUGCUGGGCAGGCGCCUGAGGACGAGCAGGCCGAAGAGGAGGAGGAGGCGGACUCUACGAUGGCGGCUCAGGCUGGACCGUCGUCUGCUGGACCCUCGCGCGAGGCAGCGCCCGUCGAGCAGCCUGCGGCACCCGCUGCCGCCGACGUGCCUGACGAGGAACAGGCUGGUGAUGCCGCCGAGGCGCCGCCGCCGCCAGCCAAGCGCACCUCACGCGCACGUACGAAGGAGGAGCCGCAGGAGCGCAGCAGCAAGCGAGCUCGCCGCUCCAAGCUGGCGCCGGCCGAGGAGGAGGCGGCGGCGGCGGCGGUGGCCAACGACCCUGUGCCGCAGAUCGCGAGCACAAGCGGUGCUCGCGAUGUUGAGAUGCCGCCGGUCGAGGCACCGGCUCAGCCCGUCGACGGGCCGUCUCAGUCUGCCGAGGCUGCUGCGAGCACCGACGAAGGCGCACCAGUGCCGUCCGACGAAGCGUCUGCCGAUGCGGAGCUGCCAGCCUCUGCUGCGGACGCGCCUGCGACUCCGGCGCGGCGAAACGGCACGGCCAAAGCGCGCAAGAGCCAGUCAGCUGCCCCGGCCAAUUUCGCCAAGCGCCGCCGCGCUCUGCUGCUCGCCACGUUCCUGGAGCAGCACAAGUUCAUCUCGGCCAUUCGCGCCGCUGGCGUGCUGCGCAACUUCCUCAUCGAGCGCGGCGAUGACGACUUCACGAUGUUCGACGACACCAAGACGCGGCGCUCGACGUUUCAGUACCUCGAGGAGCGCGGCACGGCGAAGAGCGUGACGCUGGCGAUCAAGCAGGAAGGCGUCGACAGCCCCCAACAGAAGGUCUACUACCACGCAAGCACGUCCGAUGACGAACUGGCCGCGUACGCGAAGGAGUUCUUGCGCAAGGGCCUCGGCGCUCCCGCGCAGCAGCACGCGCUCGACGAGGACGUCGACGAGAUCGACCGUCCGGCGGGCAUGCCGAGGCGCCAGCGCCAGGUCGACCCGUUCCACAACGUCGACAACGAAGAUCUGCUGCGCGAUCCGCAGUACCGCAAGCAAUUCGACGACGAGGUGACGUGCAGCCAGCCGCAGGGCUACCUUUCCGGCGGCAUGGCGCGCCUGAAGCAGCUGCACCUGGCCGUGAUGGGCAUCUUCGAGGCGGACAACAGCGUCGCGGACGGCGACGAGAUCGACGCCGCGCUCGUCUCGCACGCCGAGGGCGUCAUCGAUGUGGAGCAGCUGCGCCUGGCCUCGCUGCCGGUCAGAGAACUGCUCAAGCUCGUGCCUUCCGAGCCGAGCCCGCAGCUGACCGCAGUGGCCGAAUCUGCGGACGAGAAGGCCCGCACGGCCGCACAGCUCGGCGGCGAGAUCGAGGAGUGGGCGCGCCGCGACUCCAGCCGCAAGGCCUUCGAUGCGCUGCUGCGCGAUCUCCAGCUGCUCGAUCUUGCGCAGCCGGUGCGCAUGCACAAGGACAAAGCGGUUGCGCUGCCUGCCGGCGAGCAGCCAGAGUCGAAGCUGUGGCAGUUCCACCGCAGCGAUCGCCGCCUGGUCGGCUUCGUCAAGGCGACGUCCGCGCCGCAGCUGCUCCCCAGUCCCAAGCCGCUCAGCACCGUCAUAGAGGCACGCCGCUUCUGGACGCUCAUCAGAGGCGCCCCCGAGGUGGUGGCGGAGAACGCCGACGCUGACGCUGACGAUGCUGACCCCGAGAUCGUGGAGCUUGCGCGACGCAUGCGCAAGAAUCACGCCUGGUCGCGCAACUAUCAGCUCUCGCCGCUGCAGACGCGCUUCCUCGCGCGCUUCGACGCAGAGAUGGUCGCCGAGCAGAUGCCGGAGCAGCGUCUGCGCAACAUCGCCGAGGUUGCCCGCGUGCCGCUACAUGUCGCAGUGGAGUGGUACAGCAAGAAGGCCGGCAUGCAGCCGCUCGACGAGUCGCACCCGCUCUUCGAUGCGCGCAGCAGCAAGCGCGCAAAGACCGGACCCGACGACGGCUCGUGGAUCAAGGGCACGGGCGACGUGCAGCUCGACUCGCUUGCGCAGAUCAUCGACGCCGCCCGAGAGGCGCCGGUCACCGUCAAGGGCGAAGGUGCGGCGAGACGCCAGUCGGAGGCACAGGCGAAGGCUGCGCGCAAGCGCGCCGCACGUGCCAUGCGUCAGGCAGAGGCAAAGGCGGCCAGGGAGAGAGCUGGCGGCAGUGAGUCGCCUGCGAGCGGUCUGCGGUGCUGCACUAGGCUGACGAUGUGCAGAGCGCAAGCGCGUCGUUCGCUCGAAUGUCGCCUGGACGCCUGCGCGCGACGAUGACCUGCGCGACGCGGUGGCAGUCAUCCGCGUGCGCGACGUCGAGCGUGGCAAUAAGCCCAAUGGGCGCCAGCAGAUGACGGCGCUGCAGCAGCUCUUCCCCGGGCACCAGAU